CUCAUCACUUGCACAUUUUUUAUAUACAUUUUACUUUUAUUAUUUAUUUUAUAUUUUUUAAUUAUUAUUUAAUUUUUUUAUAAUUUAAUAAAGUUUAAUUAAUAUUUGUAGAGUUUAAUAUUUUAUCAAUAAAUUAUUAAAUUUUAAUGAAAAGGAGAAAAACCACUGUUAAAAGCAAGGUUAAGAAGAUUCGUAGCAGAAGCGUGAAUAAGUUAUAUAAUUCUGAGGAAUACACCGAAAAAUUUGAUAAAGUCAUUUCGUUAUUAUAUAAAGUAUUAUGUAAAGCUUCGGUGGGAAGUGAUUCUGCCGAAUGUUUAACUUUAACGGAGUUUUGCAAUGGGUUAAACACACUUGGGUUUAAAGUUACUAAAACUGAACUCGUUGAACACCUGAAGCCGAUCCUUUACGGCAAAAAUUAUAACUUGGAAAUAACUCAAAAUUACGGCAACGGAAACUUAACAAACACAUACAAGCCGACUCUGGAAACUUCAAAUUCCUCAAAAUUUGAUCAUAAUUUAAUAAAUUAUGAAGUCAUUAAAACUUUAUUCUUGAACAUUAACUUAAAAUUAUCUAAAUCCAAUGUGAUAUUCUGACC
This is a messenger RNA of Theileria parva strain Muguga, 595 nucleotides long. RefSeq lists its product as uncharacterized. Bases 147 to 593 code for a protein of 148 amino acids. NCBI's taxonomy places the organism in Eukaryota, Apicomplexa, Aconoidasida, Piroplasmida, Theileriidae. The transcript has a single exon. The record is from RefSeq and is a predicted model, not a curated record.